Molecule: messenger RNA, 1247 nt
Organism: Exophiala xenobiotica
Lineage: Eukaryota; Fungi; Ascomycota; Eurotiomycetes; Chaetothyriales; Herpotrichiellaceae
Exons: 2
Coding region: 85-1098 (337 amino acids)
Source: RefSeq, a predicted model, not a curated record
CAUCAAGUUGCAGUCUAUUUGCAAUGGCGGACAAAUCUCAAAGGAGAUACCCAAAAGGCAGCGUCGCUGAGAUCAUUGCGAAGAAUGGCUCAACCUCCGCCGCCCUUGAGCCGAAAGACAUCAGCACCAUGGGACAGACUACGACCAGUGAAGCAAGAUCCUUUGGAGAGCAUGGGGUUCGUCUCUAAAGGCGACACUCGUCUUCUCGACCCCAAAGCCCAGGAGGGCUUUUAUAACAAGAUUGUUGCUCGUUACAUGCAAUUUUGUACCCGACAUUCGAAAGACCUGGACAGUGCCUUCGCCUCAUUAUCGCUUGAAGAUGAUCCGUCGACUCUUUCGCGCGCUGCCACGCUCCGUCCAGUCACACCUUCAGUCACCCCGGAUCCACGCUCUCUUGCUGCAGUGCAGCCGGACUUGAAUGCGCCUCCAGGUAUUCGGCCAGUCAAUGCGCCAGCACCUUCACCUUCAGCAGAGCUCUCUACGAUCCUCUUGGCACUACGCAAGUUGCGAGAAGGACUGCUUGCCAGCUCCGCAUCAGCACCCUCCCCGGUCUUUUCGCAGCGAGUUCACGUCUUCAAUAUCAGAACAGCAAUACUUGCGUUCCACCCGCAAGGAUAUCACCCUUCGCUUCUACAUUUGCUUUUUACCCUGCACACACCUGCCCAUCCAUUGCCAAAGUCCGAGCUGGUGGAAAUGACAACCUAUCUCAUCCUCGAUACCGCGAUUCGACAAAAUGACCUUUGUCAGGCAUAUGCCAUGAGAUACCACGGCCGAGUCAGGUAUGGAUUCAAGAGCAGAAUGGUUGAUAACAUAUUAAGGGCUGUUGUCAUGGGAGAUUGGGUCACAUUCUGGCGUGUGCGUCAAAAGGUAGACGGUUACGUCCGCGCUAUCUUGCACUGGCACAUUGAGACACAACGCAAGUUGGCUCUGAAAGCCAUUGGACGAUCAUAUCUUGCCUGCGACGUCGAAUAUAUCUUACAAAGUACUAGUGGAGGCGAACUCACCUGGGAAGACCUUGUAAGGAUGGAGGAUGUGGGAUGGAUGCGGGACGGUGACAAGGUAGUCAUCCGCAAGCCGAGGGCCAAGCCCACUAGUUGAUGACGCAAGCACGAACCGAGGAUCUCGUCUGCUCUGAAGCGAUGCUAAAGAUGGCGAGGACCAUGAGCGAAAAGUUCUGGAACAUGCAUGGUGGCUGCAAAAGGCCAAUGCACGUUUCGAAGAUGGGCGUGGCACGGCGUGGUUGAGGG